Mya arenaria is the source of this 1063-nucleotide messenger RNA. RefSeq names its product dual specificity protein phosphatase 19-like. The transcript has 4 exons. NCBI's taxonomy places the organism in Eukaryota, Metazoa, Mollusca, Bivalvia, Myida, Myidae. Gene Ontology annotation, cellular component: cytoplasm. Gene Ontology annotation, biological process: protein dephosphorylation; regulation of MAP kinase activity. The record is from RefSeq and is a predicted model, not a curated record. The coding region runs from base 264 to 923 and encodes 219 amino acids. Gene Ontology annotation, molecular function: JUN kinase phosphatase activity.
AUUGUUAAGUCGUUAGAACACACUUUUAAUAAGAUCAUGAGUAUGCAUUGAAUUUCUAUAAACCGUUUGUUGUAGCGACUGGAGUUCGUUAACCAUUACACUACUUAUAUUAUUAAAAAGACACGCACUGCAUUAUAAAUAUGGUAUAAUCUUAAGUAUUUACACUGACUUAUUGACGAGUUGAUACACAACUGCAGUCCAUCAUAGAUGUGUCCUCGAGUGUUCGUAUAAGGAACAGGCGAAUUGGUACCAGAUUUGGUGGUAUGGCUUCAAAGAAUUCAGAAACCCCUGAAAAUACAAAACCUGACCUGCUUGCUCAGUUGAAAGGUUUCGAUAAGAAAAAGCUGCAUCAAACAGAAACCUUUGUGAAAACAGAGGAUGGGCGAGUGUUAAAAGAGACGCGUGAUAAAGGUGGUCAGUAUUCCGCCACUGUGACUGACAAAGGUCAGCUCGGCUUUGUUCCAGAGAAGCAUGGUGACCUUCAGGUGGGGGAAAUACGGUCUAAUCUACUCAUAGGCUCACAAGAUGUGGCAGCGGACAUUGACAUUCUAAAAUCAAUCAAAGUGACGCACGUACUCAACCUCGCCUCUGCAGUUCCUAACUUCUUCCCGGAGACAAUCACCUAUCUAAAAUUGGAAGUUCUGGACCUUAUUGAUGAACCCGUUCUGAACUUGUUUGACAAUGUUUUCAAGUUUAUUGACGAAGGCAGGGAUAAGGGCUGUGUAUUGAUACAUUGCAACGCAGGCGUUUCGAGGGCGUCAACGUUUGUCAUAGCUUACUUGAUGAGGACUGAAAACAUGACUCUGUAUCAGGCCUUUAAAUAUGUUAAGAGUAAGCGAGAAAAAAUCCAACCUAACGCCGGUUUUCUUGAGCAAUUGAGAAAAUAUAAUGAAUUUCUUGGAUAUGGAAAAUCUGAGAUGUAGGAAAUGAAAGUAGUUUUAAAAAAUAUAAUUUGGGAAAGAUGCGUGCGUUUAAGUAGUUUCACGUUUACUCACAUAUAUGUAAUGUUCUAGUCUUUUGGCUUUUCAUACGAACCGUAUUUGGAUAAUAAAUUUGAACUGAA